This is a messenger RNA of Micropterus salmoides (largemouth bass), 4401 nucleotides long. RefSeq names its product insulin-like growth factor-binding protein 3. Bases 115 to 963 code for a protein of 282 amino acids. NCBI's taxonomy places the organism in Eukaryota, Metazoa, Chordata, Actinopteri, Centrarchiformes, Centrarchidae. Gene Ontology annotation, cellular component: extracellular region. Gene Ontology annotation, biological process: regulation of insulin-like growth factor receptor signaling pathway. Gene Ontology annotation, molecular function: insulin-like growth factor I binding; insulin-like growth factor II binding; fibronectin binding. The record is from RefSeq and is a predicted model, not a curated record. The transcript has 4 exons.
GUAAAAGAAAAUACAGAUGGAGAAGGCUAGCUGGAUCGCUGUGUCACAGAGAGUCCCCUUAAGCCUACGUGACAACUCACAUACUGUCCCUUUGUGACCAGCUUAAUCGGCAGAAUGCCCGGUCUAUGUGUGCUUUGUCUCGCCGCUGCGCUGACUGCGUUCGCCCGGCUCGCCGGCACCGUGGGGCCGGUGGUCCGAUGCGAGCCGUGCGACACCGGGGCGCUCAUGCUGUGCAAGCCGCUGCCGAAGGACUGCGCGGAACAGGUGAGGGAGCCCGGCUGCGGCUGCUGCAUGACGUGCGCCCUCGGUGAAGGACAGCCGUGUGGAGUGUACACGGGGCGAUGUGGCUCCGGCUUGACCUGCCAGCACCAGCCGGGGGAGAGUCGACCACUUCAAGCUCUGCUGGAGGGACGGGGAGUGUGCUCCAAAAAACAGAACAUCAUUCUCAAACCGGGGCAAACACAGGAGAACGCUGGUAAUCGGUUAGAAGAGCCUUCUUCCAACGUGACAGCAACGAUGACGGUGUUACCUGGUGUGGUGACUGUGAAGGGCGGGCACAGUCAUGGGUCGAUGGACACGAGACCUCCGCUGCACAACAAACUGAUCCAGAAAGAUCAGAACAGGAAGACUCAGAGUUACAAGGUGGAAUCGGUGUCAGGAGGAGCCAAUAUGGACAUGCAUAACUUCUCCUUGGAGAACAAGAGGGAGACUGAGUAUGGGCCGUGUCGACGGGAGAUGGAGAGCAUCCUGAGCAGUCUUAAAAUCAACAACGUGCUCAACCCAAGAGGCUUCCGCAUACCCAACUGUGACAGAAAGGGCUUCUACAAGAAAAAACAGUGCCGUCCAUCCAAAGGCAAGAGGCGGGGCUACUGCUGGUGCGUGGACAAAUACGGGCAGCCUCUGCCCGGCUACGACGGCAAGGAGCGGGGCGAGACGCUGUGUUCUAACCAUGAGAGCAAGUGAGAGGACGAAGGGACGACGAGUGGACGGAGAGAGGACGGAGAGAGGAGGACAGAGAACAAGAGGGGUGAGGGGAGAGAGAAAGACAGACAAAGAAAGAGAGCCGACUUUGCUCUUGCAUGUAGUUUUAAUCAAACAUUUGAAGGGACUCUGGACCUUUGAUUUCAGGUCCCAUUUCUGUCGGAGAGUUAGGGCGAGAACAAGGGGGAGGGCGAAAGGGGUGGAGCACAGCCUCUGCAACCAGCCAAGCCUCCUGUCCAUCACAGCUAUCUGUCCUGUGCUUAGGGAGCCUCUAUGCUUUCUUUUAAAUAAAAAUAAUUAAGCUGAAAGCUGGGAGAAAAGUUGAAGAAAGAGAGAAUCCUACCAUCUGCACUAUUCUUUUAGAGAGAGAGGAAGGAGGGACUUUUCCACUCACUACAGAGGACUUGUUUGUGACUGUGACCCGAAAAAAAACCCAUACCACCGCCGUCUCUAUUGUGUGUGUCUGUCUGUAUGUGAGUGUGUAAUCGCGAGUGUGUGUUUGUCUUAGUGUGAGCACCUGCAUAAUAUACGUGUGCACAGCUGCAUGUCUGUGCAAGAUGCCGUAUGAGUGUGCACUUUCCCAAAAGUGUUUAUUUGUGUAAAUACUGUAUGUCACUAAGCUCAGUUUAGCGAUGUCAGACUGCCCAUCCCCAGCACCUGCUCCAUUAAACAAUGCAGAUAAAACGCUCUCUGGCUCAGGGUCCAUUUUGAAGUGAAGGUUUAUGGGAUGGCAGGGCUUUGACUUCUUAUCCAGCAUGAUGGCCACCAGGGGCCCUCCUUGCUGCCUCGGACUUGUCCCUCGCCCUGCAACUGGGAAGGGAAUAGAAGAAAACCGUGCAGUUACCGUGCCUUAAAAACAGACAUUUCCAUGCCUCCCCUCACCUUCACCCUCUGUACUCCUCGAUUAAAGGAAUACUUAACAGAAAAUCUACCUUUUGAAUAUCAAAAACUCGUCCCCUGCAGGCUUUAAAUGCAGCUCUGAAUAAUUUGCAGCUUACACCUUUGUGGAGGACAGCAGCUUUAGUUAGCCUGAAAUCACAGCAACUACAAUAGAUUUGAAGGGCAACAAAGAGAAGUUGUGUAUUGGUAUGGAACAUACCAAAUGGAUGGUGGAGAGGUGGACUAUGCUGCAGCAGUGGUUUGAGAAGUUUCCAUGGACAUUUUGAUGCUUUUUUGGGAUUAUGGGUUGCCAAUGGAGUCCACGGUAACUGCUGUGAAUCCAAGCUAACUACAGCUGCUGUUCUCGAUGAAAGAGCAAGUUACAAAUUUUUAAAGUAUUAUUUUAAGGUGCUCACAUGCUGGCCGCCCUGCACUCUAGUGAGAUUAGUCUGUCUUCUAGUCUCUUUCCCACCACCUCCUGUCCCUGUCCACAUUCAUGUCCCUGUUCCAAUAUGGCUGUAACUGUGGAAAGCUGAUGAGGUCAUUAUUUGUCUCUUUUUCCCUGCCAUUUGAUGUUUUAAUGUCUAUUAAUGUAGUUUUAUAUUGCCUGCUGGUAUGUAUAAACGCUGUUGCAGUCGCGUUUGUGAGCGCACCUCUAUGCUCCUGCACAUGUGUGCCAGUGGAUCUGAAUGCCAUUCUGUAAGAUAUUCAACCUUUUUGUCCCGCAUAGAAAUUCCAAAAGCAAUUUUACUAUAUUGGAACGUUAAGAUUUCAUUUUUCGAGCACUUUUGGACUUUAGUAAUCAAUAAAGUGAUAAAACCUGCACGAUGUAAAGAGACACAGACUGGCAUUGUAGUCAUCAUACAGAGUGGCUAAAAAAUAACCUCAUUGGCUUUCUAUAUGUAAACUGCUCUCCUAUGUCCUCAACCCUUCUUUGUCCCAUGUCCAUCAUGCAGCUCUGGUGCUGAGCUCCUCCAACCCUACAUGUCUUCACCCCAUGUCUAAAAAUGUGUCCUUGUCUGUGUGCCUCAUCCCGUCCCUGUCUCCGACCCACAAACCCGAGCCCCAUUUCAGCACCCUGCCCUCCUCCAGUCCUCUUCCUGUCAGUGGUGCAACCUGGUGUAGGCUUGUUUGUACGGGGCGAGCCCGGUGUGACCGGCCCGCUCUUCCACAGGUGCCAGCUGCCCCUAUGCUUCAAGCCCAAGCACAAGCACUUAAAGCACUUUAGCUGCGCCGCUACUCGUCAUUGCAUGCAGUUAAAGACAAUUGGACCUAUCUGAAUCUGCAUACCUUUCCUUCGAGGUAAUGUCAGAUGAAACAGUGUGAUACUGUAAGAAAACAAUAAUAACCUAGAGAGGAGAAGAAAAAGAAAGAAAAAAAAAACGAAACUACACCAGGACCUUCUGACAGAGAACUUAGCGAACACCCCUCAGAAAUUUUCCAUUCAAUGCAACUAUUUUCUUUUUUGUUGUUGUUGUUUUUGUUUCUUUGAAAAAUGCUUGUAUGAUGGUAUGCCAACAAAUCUCCACAAGGUGGACACAGCACCAAAUAUGCAUUCACACAAGUGGUAGGGGGUCUGAGGGAGGAGGCAGGGUCCUCCCAGAGGAGCUUCCGGCCCGAUGCUCUCCCACAUCCUGUGUAAAGACUUGAAAAGUGGAGAGAGCGCCGACAAAGAAUGCUUGCCCAGUAGCUUGGUAGCAUGAAAUCGGCUGUACACUUCCUUUAAUAGACAGCAGCAGCUUACAACCAGCCUGUUGGUGCUAUAUCCCAUCUAUUCAAAGACUUGAUGUGAGGGGAGGAACAUACAUAAAAUAUGUUUAAGCUAUUCCCUCCCUAAUAUUUGUAAGUGUGUCUUUUUAUAUAUUAUUAUUAUUAUUAUUUCCUGGCCAGCUAUGUGUCUGACUAGACAUCAUGUACAGUACUUAAAAAUGAAAAUUAUUUAUCUAAGAAAGAAUUAUAAGCUGAUCCAAACUAGGUUUUCUUAUGAACAAUUAAGUGACUCACCGAUUGCACAGCAAAGUCUAUAUGAUUCAGUGUAUUUUGGGGAAUAUAAUCACUAAUGAAUGUUUUAUUUUGUAAUGGAACUUUUCCUUCUGUUGCUCAGCAGUGUCAUUUUUAAGCUCCGUGCCCAGCAGGCGAGUUUCAGCCUGGGGCAAAAUCUGUGUCAGUCAGUCACUCAGGUCUCUGGUCAUCUUAUUUCACUGCUUCUUAAGGCAAGUGAACCUCACACCUCUUAGUAAGUCACUUCUCUCCAUGCACACCCAGCCAUCCUUCCUCAGUCUGUUAGUGCAGAGCCAGGGUCACACUUCUGUAACGUCACUUUUGAUUUUUUUAUUGUUAUUUUUCCCUGCUGGUCACAUUAAGAAUCUCUCUGUUCACGGGUAAAUGUAUUUUGUUUCGAGUUUUUUGACUCAAGCUUUUCAUGAUACUAAACUAAAAAAUCACACAGCUAUUAUUUUCUCUGAGAAAGGAAACGAUUUUGAUUCAAAAUAUAAUUUGUAUUUAAUGUCUUUUUUUAAAAUAAAAAUGAACACAUUUUAA